UCGUGUCGAUCACACCAGGACCAGAAUUAGCAUCGUCUCCAGAAACUACACGGCAUAAACCCCAAACCCAAUCUCGAAUGUUUCAGCGAUUCAAUUAUUUCAAUGGCCCCUUAUUUCCAAUAUAUAAAAUCGCCAUUCAGAGUUGAAAUCUGCCGAAGGGAGAAAGAGAAAUGGAAGCUGGUGGGGCGAAGGGGAAAGUUUGUGUAACUGGAGGCACUGGAUUCAUCGGCUCAUGGCUGGUGAAGAAGCUUCUGGAGAGUGGCUACUCUGUCAACACCACUGUAAGAUCCCACCCAGAGAAGAAAAGAGACUAUAGCUUUCUCACAAAUCUACCGGAAGCAUCAGAAAGACUCCAGAUAUACGAUGCCGAUCUCGACGACCCGAACAGUUUUGGCCCUGCCAUUGAAGGUUGCAUUGGAGUGUUUCAUGUCGCUAACCCAAACCCUGGGGGCCAAGAACCUGACGAAUCUGUGGUAAGAAAAACAACUGAUGGAACAUUGGGGAUCUUGAAAAUUUGUCUGAAUUCCAAGACAGUGAAACGAGUUGUAUACACUUCUAGUGCAUCCUGUAUGGAGUUUACUCCCAACAAAGUUGAUUUUCUGGAUGAAAGUUGUUGGAGUGACAUUGAUGUCAUCAAUGAACAAGUACCAUUUUUAAGAUCUUAUGCAAUUUCCAAGACAUUGGCUGAAAGAGCAGCUCUCGAGUUCUCCCAACAACAUGGAUUGGAAGUUGUCACUGUUCUUCCAACUUACGUUGUUGGUCCCUUCAUUUGUCCUAACCUUCCCGGCUCUGUCCGCUUGACAUUGGCUCUGGCUUUUGGUACUGAGGCAUUAUAUGGAUUCCUUUUAAAUGCAAACAUGGUGCAUGUGGAUGAUGUGGCGAGAGCACACAUUUUUCUUUUUGAACAUCCAAAUGCCAAAGGGAGAUACGUUUGCUCUUCCCACAAGAUGACAUUGGAAGAAUUGGUUAAAUUCUUUUCUGUUAGAUACCCAGAAUUUCAGAUACCAUCUCUUGAGUCUUUGAAAGAUGUCAAAAGCUACAUCAAAGACAAGAAUCACAUGUUCUCGUCAAAGAAGCUUUUGGAUACUGGUUUCGAAUACAAGCACGGAAUCUAUGAGGUAUUUGAUGAAGCAAUUCAAAGCUGCAAAGAAAAGGGUUAUCUCUAGCUUAUGCUCGAUAUAUAUUUAGGAAAUAAAGGGGAAGUGAAUAUGGGAAUAUUGCAAAAAAAGAGACUAAAAAGUGUUGAUGUGUGGCUUGUUUUCCUAUCUACUAGACUUCACUCUUACUCUUAUAUAUGCUUGAUAGAACUUCUAUUUUAGACUUGUGUAUCCUUUGCAUGUUUCUUGGAAUUCUAAAUAAUUUUUCUAUUGAUUGCUAGGAA
Molecule: messenger RNA, 1381 nt
Organism: Momordica charantia (bitter melon)
Lineage: Eukaryota; Viridiplantae; Streptophyta; Magnoliopsida; Cucurbitales; Cucurbitaceae
Product: vestitone reductase
Molecular function (GO): oxidoreductase activity, acting on the CH-OH group of donors, NAD or NADP as acceptor
Source: RefSeq, a predicted model, not a curated record